AUGGGCCUUUUCUCUUUGCUGGCUUCGGCAGCGCUUGUGUGCGUGCUCUGCAUAAGCGCUGCCAGCGCAUCGAUGCACACAUAUCUGGGCGGUGAUGAGAUCAAAGUCCUUGCUGGCAAAAUACACCCGCGCGCCAACCCAUACGAGACUUACGAGUAUAUAGAAGCGCCGGGGUGUACUUUGCAAGAAAAUGAGAACCCACUCACUCUUGGUGAGCUUCUUGCAGGUGAGCAUGCCUCUACUUUAGCCACGGAUAUUCGAUUCAACCACAACACCAGCGGUAGGAUUCUGUGCAAACGCGAAUUUGAUCAGUAUGAAACAAAUGUUUUCAAAGUUAUAAUCCGAAACAACUAUCGUUAUGAACUCACCAUUGACGACCUACCGGUGUGUGGUGCGUUCGGCGAAGAAACCAGUGACAAGGAAAUUUUCAUUUUCCUUCACCAGACAUUUUACAUUGGUGUGAACGGAAAUGAAAUUGUGAACGUCACGAUGGAGACGAGCUCCCCAGCGAAACUCGAAAUUGGUACCGUUUACACCUUUACCUAUUCGGUAGUUUUUGAGCUGUCGAGCGUGGAGUACGCCAAUCGAUUUUCGGCCGUGUUCGAAACGCGCCACGUCAGCUCACGAACGCGGUUCGCCUCUCUUAUCAACACGAUCUUGAUUGUGUUGCUCCUUCUCUCCCUCACAGCACUCAUUUUUUCACGAACGCUGCGCAACGAGCACGUGAAAAUAGAAAAGGAGGCGCAGUUUCGUUUCGAAGUGCAUGACAUCAUCGACGAAUCAGGGUGGAGGUCUCUGUACGCGGAUGUAUUCCGGGUGCCGCGAUAUACUGGAAUAUUUUGUGCCAUCCUUGGGUGCGGCGCGCAGCUUCUGUUGCUGACAACCUUGGGCAUUUUUCUGUCCGUCGUGAGUAACUAUCGUAUCUCGAUGAACCACAAUUUGGUGACCUUUACUGUGUUCGGCUAUGUCUUCACUAGUGGCAUUGCUGGCUUUGUGUCCGGAUAUCAGUUUAUGGGAUGUGGCUUUCUGGCACCGCACAUGGCAUCGAAGUGGAUUCAUGCAUUUCAUGUUACUUUCCUCUUGGUACCGGUGAUUUACGCGACGGCAUUUCUUCCCUCAUCAGCUAUGGCAAUGAUAUACACAUCAUCGCAACUUCCAUACUUCAAAGGUAUCAUGAUUGUCCUGUGCUUGUGGGCCUUUGUGGCAUACCCGCUGUGCCUCGCCGGUGUUCUAUGCGGCCGUUACGUGUUUCGGCGAACGGAGCGGAAAAGAAAUAUUCCGCACGUCAAUCAAAUUCCACGCCUCAUUCCACGGCCACCGCGGAAAUAUCUAGCACCUCGCUACCUGUUGUUGGUGAGUGGUAUCUUUCCUUUUAUCACUGUCUUCGUGGAAUUCAGCUUUGUUUUCACUUCCGUCUGGUCAUUCAAGCUUUUUCACUUGUACGGAUUUCUCACCAUUACAACAAGUCUUUACAUCGUCGUAACCGCGUGCGUGUCGGUAGUUGCGACUUUUGUGCUGCUGUCGACGGAGAACCAUUACUGGAAAUGGAUGUCAAUCGGCUUUGGGGCAUCCUGCGUGGUUUACGCUUUUCUCUAUGCGAUCUUCUUUUAUCUUUUCAAGACCUCCAUGCAUGGGCCGUUCAUGUUUGUGCUGUACUACUCAUAUUGCUUUGCGUUUCUGCUGUUUUUAGCUCUUAUAGGUGGAACGGUGAGCUAUUUCGCUGCCUCUUACUUUGUGAAGGCGAUUUAUGCGCAAGCAAAGAAUGACUGA
This is a messenger RNA of Leishmania mexicana MHOM/GT/2001/U1103, 1770 nucleotides long. Its product is annotated as putative endomembrane protein. Gene Ontology annotation, biological process: protein localization to membrane. The transcript has a single exon. NCBI's taxonomy places the organism in Eukaryota, Euglenozoa, Kinetoplastea, Trypanosomatida, Trypanosomatidae. Gene Ontology annotation, cellular component: membrane. The coding region runs from base 1 to 1770 and encodes 589 amino acids. The record is from RefSeq and is a predicted model, not a curated record.